Messenger RNA from Parathielavia appendiculata, 2116 nucleotides. RefSeq lists its product as uncharacterized. The transcript has 2 exons. The coding region runs from base 297 to 1994 and encodes 565 amino acids. NCBI's taxonomy places the organism in Eukaryota, Fungi, Ascomycota, Sordariomycetes, Sordariales, Chaetomiaceae. The record is from RefSeq and is a predicted model, not a curated record.
CUGCAUUCUGCAAAGCCACCGCCGUCAGUUUCGCAACAGUUUUAAGGUUGGUUCCAACUUCCAAGGAAUCGAAAUAGUGGGGCCACAUCCACAUUCAUCAGACCUGGACUACUAGUACAGGUAAACCGAAUUCUCGUUCGUCAACAUCAUAAACCCGUUCUUCCUUCAACUCUCAUGGUUCCCGCUAGUCCACCCAUAUUGACACUGCAAGCUCGACGCACCCUCCCCGCGACGUCUUACCGGAUCCACGUACAGUUUUAUUACCCAAGUACAUACAUCUCUACAAACAGGACAAAAUGGUCCUCCUCCUCCUAGAUUUCGACGGCACCAUAACCCAGCACGACACUCUCUCCUCCCUCAUAGCCUUGGCCAUUGCCGAGACGUGUUCUUCCCCCCCUCCUACCGAGAGCAGCAGCAGCACUGCUGCUCGGCUCAGUGAGCUAUGGGACGACAUCGUCAAAGACUACGUGACGGCCCACAAGCGGCAUGUCGACUCGUACGCGGGCCCGCCUGCCGAGCAGCGCGACACGCUUCAGGACGAGCUGGCGUAUCUGGAAAGUGUGCGGGGUGUGGAGCUGCGCUCUGUCGCGAGGGUUGGCGAGGCGGGGUUUUUCCGGGGACUGGGAGGGAGGAAUGGUGUGUUGAGGCGGUUGGGUAGGAGGGCUGUCGAGUUGGGGUGUAGAGCUAGUACUACUGCUGAUACUGCUGAUCAUGGGAAGGACUCCGGGGAAUUGGAGGGGACGCAGCCUGUGGGUGGUUGUGGGCCCGAUGAUGAGGGGGAGAAAAAUAUUACGGUUGAGGGCGAGCAAGAUGGUGGAAAUGGAGAUGAGGAAGGAGAGCUGAAGAAAGGGGCGGUCGUGGUAAGGAGGGGGUUGGGCGAGUUUUUGGAACACCAAGCAAGUCGGGGAUGGGAUGUCGCGGUGGUCAGUGUCAACUGGUCGGGCGAGUUCAUCCAAGGGGUCGUGGAGGCCGGGUGUGAGCCCGGUCGAGGGCGGGAAACGGUGAGGCGGAUGGUUGCAAACGGGAUUGGGUUCCCUAAUGGGCGCGUUGAAGGGCCCAAGGAGCUGGGUGGCGAACCGCUUGUUUCGGCGGGGGACAAGUUGCGAGCAAUGAACUCGCUGCGACGAGGGUGGGAGGAGGAGAAGGUGGUCUACUUUGGGGAUUCGACGACGGAUUUGGCGUGUCUGGUUGAGGCCGACUUGGGAGUGAUCAUCGCCGAUGAUGGAGAAAGCAAGCUCUUGAGGACGCUAAAGAGAAUAGGGUUUGAAGUGUCGCAUAUCGGGGAAACAAAAGGGGAAGGCAAGCUGGUUUGGGCGAGAGACUUCAUGGAAGUUCUCCAGAGUGCGACCACCCUCUCUCAAAGCCGCAACACCUUCAUCCUCUCCGUCAACACCGCGUUCUCCAUCACGUCGUCCACCACAAUGUGCUUCCACGGCCGCCUCGUCUUCAGCUGCCGUCACUACGCCUGGCUGGGCGUCACACAGCCAUGCUCGGUGGAGAAGGCGUUUGACCGCGGUGAAACCGACACAGGCUGCGGCGUGCGGUGGUCCCAUGGGUUCGACACGGUCCGUGUGCAGCAGCAGUGUGCUGGGUGCACCCAGACGCGGACCAAAACCGAGUACCGCUUCGGGGUGGUGAAGGAGCGGAUCAAGGUGCUCAAGGGGCACCUCAAGUUGAUCAAGGGCGUGGUUGUAGGAGGCCAGACGAAAGAUGAAAAGGGGCAGGGGGUGGAUCACGUAAACGAGGAGAAAGAUGGAGAGAAGGAGGAGAGUGCACACUCGGCCGAGUGUGAUAGCCCGGGCGAGAAGAGUUCUGCUGCUGCAUCGUCUGGUUCGUCAGCCGCGGAAAGUGAGAAUACUGGCGAUACGUCGCUCGAAGACGGAUGCGGGGGUUUCGAUGAGAUUAUGGAAGAGGUGAGAGUUGACUCCAAGCACAGGCCCUUGAAGCUGCCCCGGAUUGUUGCCGAAGGGACGGCGAGGAAGAUUCAGGGAUAAAAUGGCUUUUUGAAAGACAGGCUAGUGCCUCUGGGCAAGCUUUGCUAUCCAUCCUUAGCUGUCAAUCUCAAUGAAUAUCUGUACAUCGGUUGUACUCUGCUGAGAAUGUGUAAAGAAACAGA